GCGGAGGCGCGCCGAGCGCUGACCGCCCCCGAGCCGGCACCGCCGCCUGCCCAGCCCGCCGCUCCGGGUCCGGCUGCCCCGCCUGCGCUCCCAUGCCCCCGGAGGGGCUGUAGGGCCGGGCGCGUCCGCGCGGGGCGAAGGCGGCGGCGGCGGCCCCCCGGGACCAUGCUCUGAGCGCCCGGGGCAGCCAGCAAGCGAAGUUGCGGUGGAAGAUGAGCAACGCCGAAGUCACAAAGCCACCACUAGCACCGAAACCAAAGAUUAUUGGUCAUCUUUCUCCAGUAGCUGUCUCCAAAUUUUCUCCUUCACUGCCAAGGGCUGACAUUCUUCAUAGCCCGAACUCUAUGUCUAGGGGUCCCAAACCACCUAUUGCUCCCAAGCCAAAAUUCUCAGCUGACACUGAGGGCAAAUCCAGUGUUCAUACCAACAAUAACUUAAAUAAAUGCUCAAAUGGGAAACUGGUAUGUCUUGAUGGAGAGCUGUAUGAAGGAAACCAAUGCAAUGCUGAUUGCCCAGAAUCUGAGGCAGAGAAUGAAUACAUUGUAGUUCCUGAAGCUCAGCUGAGCAGCAAAGACUGUAAUGACUUGGAACAUGAUCAUGAUCAGAACCUAGACUGCUCUAUGGAAAAUGAAGUCUCGGAAACUCCAGAAGAGGUAGAGAAGGAAGAGGAUAACGUUGCUAAUGAUGAGGAUACCAGUAAUCAAGAAGUCACUGAAGAUGAGCACCAUAACUCUUCAGAUAUUGCUGAACCAGUGGAAGCAGACUCUGAAGAGUCAACCAGAGACUGUGACCAGUCCGAAGCACUUUGUGAGGAGUCCUCAGAUGCCCCUGAUGGAGAUAAUGAUGCUUCCAAGAAUGUAGAUGAAGAUGAGGAUGUUGUAGGUGAUUGUAGUGAAACCAAAAACAAGGAGGAAACUUCUAACAACCUGGAACUGGUUAAGGACAAUGGUGAUUCUAAGACUGAUGGUGAUAACAUUUUGAAUAGACAUGAGGAACUAAUGGGUGAUAUCUGUAAAGAUACCAUUGUAAUGCCACUACCCGCAGGUGAAUCCAUCCCAGGUUGUGAGAAGGCGGGGCAGGAGGAGGAGGAACUGCCUGAGAUUUUAGAAAAGAGAGAUGCAUGUCUAGCACAUGAUGCUGACCACAGUGCACAUGCAGAGCUUGAUUUGAACAUGGAAGGGGAGUUAGAAAAUGAUGACUGUGCAAGCCUUGACAUGCUGCCUGGUGAGGCCAGUGAAGAAACAGCACCUGGCUUAGAACCAUGUGAAGAUGAACCCAAUGCUGAAAAAGGUUUAGGAGAGUCCAUCCAUCAAGCAGCAGCUGAAGAGGAGGAAGCAGACCCAGAUGAGCACAGUAAUACAGACACAGGAAAUGCCAGUGAUGGCUGCCAGAUCACUGAGAGGCGAGGUGAGGAGAAGACAUCAGAGGUAGCCUGUGAAGCAAGGAAAGACACUGGGAAAGGAGAAGAAGAAACUGUGAAUGCAGAGAAUAUGGAUGAUGGCUGUCAAAUUGCUCCUUGUGAGAAUGAAUGUGGUGAGGAAAUACCCAUGGAACAUUCAAAUGAGAAUCUUCAAACAGAAAGGACCUCUCUGGAUGAAGACAGUGUGAUCUCUGAUAGUCUACCUAGUAGUCCAGGGAUGGAGACAGAGCUGGAAGAUGUGACUGUUGAAGAGCAUCGUGAAAGUGUUGUGGAAACCUCUAAGUCAGUUGAGCUGCAACUUGAAGACAAUGAGGUGGAAGCAAACAGCCUCAGCAAGAGUGUCCCAAGUCCACCUCAACAGGUCCCACUUGAGGAAGAGUUAGAAGUCUGUAAGCAUGGCAAAAUGAAUGUAGAAUGUGGGACCAAACAUGUCUUCCAUGAAAAUCUAGCAGUCCCUGAAGUGGUCAUUGUGCCUGAAGAAUCAGAGGAAAGAGAAACUAGCAGUGAUUCCUUAGAUGACCCUUAUGUGCUUCCUGCAGAAAAUGAAAUUGCUCAUGAUGGGCAGACUGAUUUAGGAGCUCAUCACAGUAAAAGGGAUGAAUUAGGUAUGGAUGGUGAAAACAACUUGCUGCCCAUUGAUCGUAAAAGCAUUGUCACUAGAACACGGUCGCUCUCUGGGAAAAUGCCAGGCUAUGUCCCAGAAACAGUUCCAGAAGAAACUGGACCUGAAACUGAUUUACCGUCUUGCCGCAAUGGCUCUGGGACUGAAGAUUUAAGCAAUAGUUUAUUUUCAGUGGAAGGAAAACCAAUGGAAGCCAACAGGGCAUUACCAACCAAGUCAAGACGUUUCAUUUUAUAUCCUCGAUCUUAUUCUGUUGAAGGGAGAGAGAUGCCUGUCUCUGUUUACAAAGAAAGUGAUGGCUGUGUACUGGAUGAUGGUAGAAUAAAAAGGACAGAAGAUAACUUGUCUUUGCCUUGUGUCAAUGGUUCCUCAGGUAGUUUUUCCCAGAGAAAUCAUCUUUCGUCAUGUGGCAUAUCUACUCCAUCCUCAGUUGUUGAUAUACCACCUCCUUUUGAACUUGCCUACAUCACCAAAAAGCCAAUCACUAAAAGUUCCCCUUCACUUUUGAUAGAGAAUGACUCACCUGAUAAGUAUUCCAAGAAAAAGAAAUCUUCCUUUAAGAGGUUCCUCACUCUAAAAUUCAAGAAGAAAACUGAAAGUAAAGUCCAUGUAGAUGUUAAUGUUUCCUCUUCAAGGUCCUCAUCAGAGUCCAGCUAUCAUGGGCCUCCAAGGCUGAUGGAGCUGGACAGGCGGAGCCUAAGUAGCUCACCUCAGCUAAAAUCGCAUGUGGGGAAGCUUCGUGCAUCUGAGUCUCCUUCAGCUGUUCUUUUCUAUAAGGAUGGUAAAAGAAAAGGAACGCCUAAGUCAUUCAGCAGGAGUGUGUCAAGGGUGGAGUCCUUCGAGGACCGGUCCAGACCUCCUUUCAUGCCACUUCCAUUAACGAAACCUAGGUCCAUUUCUUUUCCCAAUGCUGACACAUCUGACUAUGAGAACAUUCCUGCUAUGAGCUCUGACUAUGAAAACAUACAAAUUCCUCCUCGAAGAUCCACCAGAGCAGGAACUUUUACUGAGUUUUUUGAAGAUCCCAGCAGGGCAUUAUCUGCUGCUAAUGAGAACGACGGCUAUGUGGAUAUGAGCAGCUUCACUGGCUUUGAGAACAAGCAGCAAACCACAGACCAGGAAACAGAAAGUGCCUACACCGAGCCCUAUAAGGUGUGCCCAGUCUCUGUGAUACCGAUGGAGGUCGUCACAUCAGAUGAGGAACAGAAGAGUUCAGAAGAUGACGAGAGCAGCCCGGGUGAUCCCAGCCUCAUCAACAAGAAAGAAGGCCAGUCCAGAGCUUACCUCAUUGCCCAGGAGCUGAUGUCUUCAGAAAAAGUAUAUGUGGAGAUGCUCCAGCUGUUACGUAUGGAUUUCUAUGAAGGUAUCUUGAAAGUGCUUGGUGAAGAAGGUGAAAAUGAACAGGAAGAAGUUAAACUCAAGCAGGGCUUAAGUGAACUCCCUGAAAUUUAUGAAUUACACCAAGACAUCCUGGGAGAUCUGGAAGAAAGAGUCCUUAAAUGGGAGGAACACCAGAAAGUUGCUGAUGUUUUUCUCUUCAGAAAAUCAAGGCUGAAUCACCACACAGCAUACAUUAUGCAGUUUGAUAGGAAUUUGUCUUUGCUAGAUGAAAUCUGCCUUAAAUAUUCCCAACUGGCUACCAUAAUUCAGGAGUUUGAGCAGAGCUCUGGUGGCAGCCCUCAGAGUGUGAAACACCAGCUUUUGAAAGUGGUGCAGCGUGUCUUCCAGUAUCGUGUGCUGCUCACAGAUUACUUGAAUAAUCUUUGCCCUGAUUCUACAGAGUAUGAAGCCACACAAGCUGCCUUAUUCGUUGUUUCUGAAAUCACAGACCGAGCCAACGACAGCAUGCUCCAAGCGGAAAACUUGCAGAAGCUGGUACACAUUGAGCACAGUGUGAGAGGGCAGAGCAGCCUCCUCCAGCCAGGAAGGAUCUUUGUUAAAGAAGGAACGCUGAUGAAAGUCACUGGCAAAAACAGGCACCCUCGGCAUUUGUUCUUGAUGAAUGAUGUUCUGCUGUACACAUAUCCCCAGAAGGAUGGCAAAUACCGACUGAAAAACACCUUGGCUGUGUCAGGCAUGAAGGUCAGCCGCCCAGUGACAGAAAAAGCCCAAAACGUCCUGAAGAUUGAAUAUGAUGAAUAUUGCCUGACCCUAUCAGCAAGCUCUUGCUCGGAAAGGGAUGACUGGUACAGCUGCAUCAGCAGACACAUCCCAGAUGACUGCAAAGCUCACAACACUUCCACUUUCCACAGCAGCGUGGAGCUAAGGGAAAGACUUGGAAUACCCUUGGGAGAGAGGCCUCCUACUUUGGUACCUGUGUCCCAUGUCAUGAUGUGCAUGAACUGUGGCUGUGACUUUACCCUCACUUUGAGGCGACAUCAUUGCCAUGCCUGUGGGAAGAUUGUAUGUCGAAAUUGUUCAAGAAACAAGUACCCUAUGAAGUACCUCAAAGAUCAAGCAGCCAAAGUCUGUGAUAGCUGCUAUGUGGAACUUAAGAAAAGAGAGCGGCCACUAAGUGUGAGCUUCCCUCCAACUUCAUCCAGGUGUUCAAGCAGUGCCUUCUCCUCUGUCUUCCACAAUAUUCAUUAUUCAUCUUUUAAGAAACAGAAGAAGAUUCCUUCAGCUCUUAUGGAGGUGGCAGCCUCAGGAGAGGGAGCUACCAUCAGUGGUUACCUCAGCAGAUGUAAGAGAGGCAAAAGACACUGGAAGAAACGCUGGUUUGUUAUCAAAGGCAAAGUCCUCUACACCUACAUAGCAAAUGAGGACAAAGUUGCCACAGAAAGUUUGCCUUUGUUGGGUUUCACCAUUGCCCCAGAGAAGGAGGAAGGAAGCAUGGAUACAGUUUUCCACCUCUAUCACAAGCAGACUCUCUUUUAUAGCUUCCGAGCAGAGGAUAACAAUUCAGCACAGAGGUGGAUUGAAGCCAUGGAAGAAGCAUCCAUAUUAUAGCAGCUAUCACUCAAUGGACUUGGAAUAAAUUCUCAGAUUUCUAUACAUUUCCAGCAACCUUCUUCUGUCUUACAAAACUGAACAGUGUAUUUCAGGCAAACUGGCUACAUACACUGGAUAUGAACUGUUUCCAGAUUGCUCUUUUUGCUUCCUUCUUCUUACAUCCACAUUUUUGCAAAUGGAAACUUCAAAAUAGAGAAUAUUUAUGGUGAUCUUUAUGUCUGUGCAAGUUCAACCUGUACUAUAAGCUUCUCCUCUGAUCCCACAGUAAACUAAGUCUAACAUCAAGACAAGAAAAUACAUGGAAAUACUGAGUACAGUUAAGUAACAGGCUCUAGAGCCCUGUCAUAUUUCAUUGGGUUGGUUUUGAUGUCUACCACGAAGUGAGAAACAAUGUAGUAAACAACAAAUGCUCAUUUAAAGCACUUUAUUAUUUUUAUUGAACUACAGCUUCAUUUUUUUAUGUUUCUAAGGAGUUCUGUGGCCUGAUUUAUUACUCAUGCAUUAAUAAGUGCCAGCAUGAAAUUAUGCCCUGCGUAUGCUAAAUUGCUUCCACAGAAAAUGAACGAACACCACAUUCAAUUUACCUGGUCUACCAACACUUCACUGGCUAUGAUCCAAGAUAAUUACUUACUAUCAAUUUAUAAUUUUACACAGAUCACUGUAGAAUUGAUGUUAAAGGGUUUAAUUUCAUACCACUGCAGUACUUUGAAAUGCACUCCAGUAGCUCUACAAAUCCAGACGUUGAAUUAUAUCACUUCUCCCUAGAUACUGCAUCAGACUCAAACCCAAAGGUUAUUUUUAAUUUAUUAUAAAACUACAGACAGUUUUUAUUUAACACUAGUCUACCUAGUAGUGUUAAGAUUUUUAUCAUCUAUUUAAAUAGUCUAUUUUCAAAGCUCCUGUUGUUUCUGCUGUUCUUGCUGUGAAAAAUGUCAUCAAAAGUUUAUUCCAUAUAACCAGCACACCAUUUGAAAUAUGUUGGUGGGCUCAAAUGCACUUGUCUGAACCUGCUCUGCUGGAGUGCUUUGGAACUCCUGAGACUAAAUGCAUCUUACAUCAGACUGCUCUUGUGCACUACAUCUCCAGGGCUGGAUUCUCAGCAGCCAAGUAUCUGUACGACUUCAAAGAUGCUGUGCUGCUUUACACCAGCUGAGGAUAUAGAUCUCUGGAGUUUGGGGGUUUUGUUGUUUUGGUGGUUUUUUUGUUUUGGGGUUGUUUGGGGUUUUUUUAGUGUUUUGUUGGUUUUUUUUUUUUUAUAAAGAAGGUUGAGAAGUGGUGUUCUAAUCAUUGCAAUAAAAUGGUUUUGUGUCCUAUAUUUGCCAUAAUAUUUGACUGAGGAAUAGAAUGGCAUUUAUGAUUAAAAUAUAUCUUUGUAUAAAAAUACCUUGUUCAAGAAUUUACUUACAUUAAAAUAUAUUGGGGGUGGAUUUUUAUUACUUUCAUUUUUCCCUUUCUUCAAGAAACUUAAUGGAUAUCUGAAUUUUUGACCCUAACAAACUGUUUAGAAGUGUCCAUAUUUUUAAAGGUCUAUAAUAUGUAUCCAAAUUAUAAAGGUAGUUCAAUUUGUCACCUGGAAAAACAAGCUUAAAAAACCCAAAUACAUACCUACCACUAAAUAAAAUAUAGUUGGUUUGGGGUUUUUUUGAUACAUCUGAGUCUGAUAGUUUCGUAAAGCAUAGAUUAUCAUAUGCAAACAGAAACCAAGUAUGAGAAAAGUAAAACACUUGUAUUUUUGUUAAUGUAUGAACACCGACGUUAACUCUCUGUUUCAUGUUAGAACCGUGGCCUUGCUACCAAUACACUGUAAAUGUUUAUCCCCCCUUAAAAACAUCUUGCACUGACAAAAAAAAUAAGAGAAUGUUGAAUACACAGUCAGAUCUCUAACCAUGGUCCCAAACAAAACAAAACUGCACUACAGAACAACAGUAUUAUGAAGAUUUAGGUGCUGACGUUUAAUGACUAUUGUAUGAAGUUUUCAGUUAUAAGCAGGAAAUGAAUACAUGAAAAUAUUUUGUUGUAAAAAAUAAGAUACAGUGCUAUUAAACAUUGUUUUAAGUAAUGUGGAAAAAUAAAAGAGCAAAACAUAA
Molecule: messenger RNA, 7081 nt
Organism: Aquila chrysaetos chrysaetos
Lineage: Eukaryota; Metazoa; Chordata; Aves; Accipitriformes; Accipitridae
Gene: FGD5
Product: FYVE, RhoGEF and PH domain containing 5
Exons: 21
Coding region: 213-4991 (1592 amino acids)
Cellular component (GO): cytoplasm
Molecular function (GO): guanyl-nucleotide exchange factor activity; metal ion binding
Source: RefSeq, a predicted model, not a curated record